AUGUUCAUGUUCAUGCUCGAUCUCCCAGGAUCUGCUUUGCGGCGGGCCUUUACGUCGGGCGCUCUCCUGAGAUGCGUAGGUCGCAAGCCCACCCCUUCAGUCCCCUUUUACGGCAAGUGGGGUUUACUGUGUCUAUAUUCUUCCAUGGCCUCAGACACAGGGCCCACAGUGGGGGAACAGAUAGUGAUUCCAGUUGAAGCCUCCAGCACUGCAGCCAUAUGGAAACUGGAAGAAGAAAUGCCUACCCAUGUCUUUGAAACUCCUGCCGUCCUAUGGUUUGAUAGGGCUGUACAAUGGAGAGGCAAAAAUUAA
This is a messenger RNA of Macrosiphum euphorbiae (potato aphid), 312 nucleotides long. The record is from the annotation of a GenBank genome assembly. Lineage: Eukaryota; Metazoa; Arthropoda; Insecta; Hemiptera; Aphididae.